Molecule: messenger RNA, 584 nt
Organism: Penaeus vannamei (Pacific white shrimp)
Lineage: Eukaryota; Metazoa; Arthropoda; Malacostraca; Decapoda; Penaeidae
Source: RefSeq, a predicted model, not a curated record
UAUCUCUCCGAUAUUUAGCACGAUGAAGGCGCUUUUGUUCUUGACCGUGGUAGCUGUGGCUAUUAGCCAGCCCAAUUGGGCGGAUCUGAGGUUUGGUGGCAGCGAGUACCACUUCUCCUGGCGCCACGACGGAGACCAGAAGUACCCGUGGGGCGCCGCCAACAGGUACUGCGCCAGCCUGGGGUACGGGUGGCAAGGCGUCAGCAUCGAGAGCUACCUGGAAGACAGGAUCAUCGCCAACAUCAUUGCACAAGACGAAGUGAAGUACAUCUGGACGGGAGGAUACCGCAACGGGUACCAGUGGUAUUGGCCUUCUGGUCUCCCCUUCUACGGCAUCAACUGGUCACACACAGGAGCCAACGGCUACCCUCAGCCCGACAACCGCGAGGACGGCCGCGAGUUCUGCCUGGCGGUCCUCAACAACUUCUACAACGACGGGAUCCGCUGGCAUGACGUCGCCUGCCACCACGAGAAGCCCAUCGUGUGCGAGCGGCGCGUCGGGUUCUACGGCUGAGGCAGCUGGCGACGCCUGGCAACUCUGCGAAAAUCAAAGGGACUUAUCUGCAAAUACUGUAUUGAAAACU